UGUUCCUCUCCGCAAGCGGGGAUGUAGAGGUGGGAUUGCAAGGACCGAGAAAGCUCUGGGAACCCACGCGUUCAGCCUCUGAGAAAGUACGCUUUUCCGAAAUAACUGACGGUGAAUAUUUUUUUUUCUUUUCACAUUUACCAUUAACAGAGAGGCACUCUGUAGGAUUGUGUUCUCGGAGAAGAAGCUUUUUUGCCUCCCCCUGCCCUCUUCUUUUUUUUUUUUGUCACCAUUCUGCACGGCAGGCUGAGAGACGGACCGCUCGGACUGUGGGAGCCCUCCCCUCUGCUCGGAUCUGCUUUGGUAGUUUCCAGAUGGCUCAUGGAAGAGCGUGGAUGAGGGCUGAGCAGUAGUGGGGACAGAGGGCUUCGAGGCCUGCCUGUCGUCGCCUGGCUGACUGCUCCAUCGAGGUGAGGUACCGCUCUCACUGGGGCACAGAACGGACCGAGGAAAGGUCCCUCCUUACUCACCCCUGCCCCCUUUCCACCCUCACCCCCAACCCAGGCACAUACGUUCUGGACCAUGUCUAGCGGGCUAUCGGAGGGUGGCCAGACAGAGGACCUGGAGCGGAGUAGCUGCAAACAGGACUCUCCUGUUAUAGAGCGCCGAAACCGCAGUGGCAUCAUCAGUGAGCCCCUCAGUAAGAGCCUUAAGAACUCCCGCACCCUCUCCCAGUAUACAGCGGUCUCCUCUGCCACCACCAAUGGACACACAGACAAUAGUGAGACUAAGAGCCACCCGGCCAAGCCUCAGCCCACCCCGCAGCCCCAACCCACUGUCUCUGCACUGACAGCAGCCAAGUUGGACCGAACCCUAGAACAGGUUCUGGAAGGACAGAAUGGCCUGCUGCACUUUGCCCAGGCAGCAGCACUGUUAAAGCGAGCCGGUAUGGAGCACAUGCUCCUGCCUGGGGGAAUGGGAGUGGGAGUUGGCGGUGGAGACGCAGGCUCGGGGGCUAGCGAUUUGGAGGGUACGUCUGUCACGGACGCCGUAGGUGGUCCUGUUGACUUCCCAUAUGGAGUAGGGGGUGGCUUCCCCUUCAACCCGGGGCUUUUCAUCAUGACGCCGGCUGGAGUGUUUCUGGCGGACAGCGCGCUGCACAUGGCCGGCCUGGCCGAGUACCCAGUGCAGAGCGAGCUGGCCUCUGCUAUCAACUCCGGUAAAAAGAAGCGAAAACGUUGUGGGAUGUGCCCACCUUGCCGACGGCGGAUUAAUUGUGAGCAGUGCAGCAGCUGCCGGAAUCGAAAAACGGGCCACCAGAUCUGCAAGUUUCGCAAAUGUGAGGAACUGAAAAAGAAGCCCUCUGCUGCUCUGGAGAAGGUGAUGCUUCCUACAGGAGCGGCGUUCCGGUGGUUCCAGUAGGACUCCUCCUCCUCCUCCGCUCCCUACCCAAAGCUCUGCCAUGAAGUGCAAUGCCAACUCCUGGAUUGUCUCCGGAACAGACACUGGCUAAUAAACAAGCUAGCAACAAAUAAAAUUAUAGAAAAAAACCCAACAAAAAACAAAAAAACGAAACUAAAAGCAGAAAAAAAAGAGGAAAAAAAUCAGCCGGAUAAUGGAUGCACCUACUUAUUCCUUGAACCAAAAAUGAAAACGUAAAGAAAAGCAUCUAUGGCAACUUUCAUUCCCUUUUCUAUGUUUCCAUUUUGGUACCUUUUGUCCUUAUCCCAGCAGGUUUUUUCUGUCGCUUAAACAUGGAACUGCUCAUUGCCAGAAACAGAAAUGACGGACUGAGUGUGGACAAUCAACUAAUUUCUGUGUUUGGUGUUAAUGUUGUUCAUGUGUGGAAAGAUAAAGUACUUGUGUAGAGAAUGUAAAUUUACAGCUAUAUUUUAAAAACUAGUGGCUAAUGGUAAACAUUAUUGUAAUUCUUCACCAUUAUGUUACUCAAAGCCCUCGUCUUCUUUAUGAUUUCAUUUUACUUUCCAGAAAGAUUUAAGUGGUUGUCCUUUGACAGUCAAGAAAAUGUUUCAAAUUGUGGUGCUGUCCAUUUUGGAUUGUAAUGAAACUUUUAAAAAAAAAGAAAGAAAAAAAAGUCAUGUUAAUGGGCAGAUCACCUGAGAUUCUUCGCUGGCUUGAAGAUGUUGUUCGCCAGAGCCGUCACUACUGUAAUCUCCUCAAUCAGCCCUCCUCUGCAUUUCCAAACUGUUCCUUUAGUGAAACUGGCAGCCUUGUUACUGUGGCCCUACUGAGCAUGUGCCAAUACUGCUCAGGGCAAAAGCACUAAGAGACAGCACUUGCUCUGAGUCUACCCUACUGAAAGCACUGGGACAAGCAUUUUUUUUAAAUUUAUUUGUUUAUUUGUCAUAUUUUUAUGAUUUAGUUAUGUUGCUGGGUAGCUACAGCUUUUAAAAAUAACCAAUCUUUGUAUUUGUUUAGAAAAUUGGACUGGUUUUGUGAAUAAAAAGGAAUGCAUGUAUUCGUGUCAAAAUUUACAAAUCUGAUGUUUGUCUACUUGUCUAUUUGCAUGUUUUUUUUAACAGCUGAUUUUAAAAAAAUGGU
This is a messenger RNA of Pundamilia nyererei, 2502 nucleotides long. It is a transcript of the gene cxxc5a, whose product is annotated as CXXC finger protein 5a. Bases 523 to 1362 code for a protein of 279 amino acids. Gene Ontology annotation, cellular component: nucleus. NCBI's taxonomy places the organism in Eukaryota, Metazoa, Chordata, Actinopteri, Cichliformes, Cichlidae. The record is from RefSeq and is a predicted model, not a curated record. Gene Ontology annotation, molecular function: methyl-CpG binding; zinc ion binding. The transcript is spliced from 3 exons.